This is a messenger RNA of Sinocyclocheilus rhinocerous, 1582 nucleotides long. RefSeq names its product short-chain dehydrogenase/reductase 3-like. The transcript is spliced from 6 exons. NCBI's taxonomy places the organism in Eukaryota, Metazoa, Chordata, Actinopteri, Cypriniformes, Cyprinidae. The record is from RefSeq and is a predicted model, not a curated record. Gene Ontology annotation, biological process: retinoid metabolic process; regulation of retinoic acid receptor signaling pathway. Gene Ontology annotation, molecular function: all-trans-retinol dehydrogenase (NAD+) activity. Bases 322 to 1233 code for a protein of 303 amino acids. Gene Ontology annotation, cellular component: lipid droplet.
GAGACUGGCUGAUAUUAUACCGUUCUCCAUGCGAGAGAGAGAGAGAGAGAGAGAGAGAGAGAGAGAGAGAGACGUUUCACAUGUGACAGUUCUUCAUUCGUAGGUAGGUAAGACACUUGGCACGCUGAUGGACCUCCUCUGUUAGACCUGCUCGCACUUUAAGGGACUUUCUUCUUACAGACCAGGAGAGCAGGACGCAUUUCCAGUUACUCGGAGAACUUCAGCGUGCCUUUUGACAGCUGACAAGUUACAGGCACAUUCGCUUCUUACGAGCUUGUUUUAUUCCACAAACUUGAUAGAAGAUCGGACUAUCUGAAAGUCAUGAUGGAGAUGAAGGUGCUGGGAUGCGCGUUGCUUUUUCCUCUCCAGAUCUUAUUUUGCUUAUUGAGGGCGAUCGUGCGCUUCUUUACGCGCCAGAAGCGCAGAGAUCUGGGCACUGAUGUGGUCCUCAUCACUGGAGGUGGAAGAGGAAUCGGCCGUCACCUGGCUAAAGAGUUUGCCAAGCAAGGAGCAAGAAAGGUGAUUUUGUGGGGCCGCACAGAGAAAUGUUUAAAAGAGACAUGUGAGGAGAUCUCCAUGACUGGAACAGAGUGCCAUUACUUUGUGUGUGACGUGGGCAACAGAGAUGAAGUGUACCAGCAGGCCAAAGUGCUCAGGGAAAAGGUCGGGGAUGUCACCAUUCUUGUCAAUAAUGCAGCUGUUGUCCAUGGAAAAAGUCUUAUGGACAGUGACGAUGACGCACUCCUGAAAACCCAGCACAUAAACACACUUGGACAGUUCUGGACCACGAAAGCAUUUCUGCCUCGCAUGCUGGAGCUCUGCAACGGCCACGUGGUGUGCAUUAACUCCAUUCUCUCCCUCUCCUCCAUCCCUGGAGCCAUCGACUACUGCACGUCCAAGGCCUCGUCUUAUGCCUUCAUGGAAAGCCUGACGCUAGGCCUGCUGGACUGUCCAGGAGUGGGCUGCACCACGGUGCUUCCCUUCCAUACUGACACAGAGAUGUUCCAGGGCAUGAGAGUUAGGUUCCCUAAGCUGUUUCCUCCUCUGAAUCCUGAGAUGGUGGCCGAACGCACUGUAGAAGCUAUAAAGACCAACACUGCCUUUGUUGUCCUGCCAUGGACCAUGCACUUUCUGGUCAUCCUUAAGAGUCUUUUGCCCCAGUCUGCCCUGGAAGAGAUCCAUAAGUUUUCAGGAAGCUACACCUGUAUGAACACAUUCAAAGGACGGACUUAAACUUAGAAGCAGUGUGACUGUGAAAAAUCCUCAAAACCAGUUUUUUAAUGCAAAGCAAGCACUACGUCCAGGAACACCAAUGUGUUGCUUUGUGGACGCAAAAAAAAAAAAAAAGACUGUGAAAGGUUCAUUGGGAACAGCGAAUCAAGAUGGCUUGUUUUCCCAGGAACUGUUAUGUCUGCGAGUUUUAUGUGGAUACAUUUGGAUUUGUUGCCCUAUACUGGACUGCACACAGGCAUGUAGGUGAACGUGUUCUUUGGAUAUUUGUGAUAGUAAGGAGCACAGACUGUUACAGUUAAAGGGAUAGUUUACCCAAAAAUGAAAAUUACCCCAUGAUUUACUCACCCUC